Messenger RNA from Haemonchus placei, 1965 nucleotides. The record is from the annotation of a GenBank genome assembly. Lineage: Eukaryota; Metazoa; Nematoda; Chromadorea; Rhabditida; Trichostrongylidae.
AUUUCAGGCUACCACGGCGCUCUUUGCACGAUAUCAUGUCCAGCAGGUCACUUUGGUGAAUCUUGUGCACCCUGUCAGUGUAGGAAUGGUGCUGGCUGUGAUCCAGUCACUGGCGAUUGCUUUUGUGCUGCAGGAUGGACCGGACCCAAGUGUGAUACACCGUGUGCGGCUGGCACCUAUGGGCCACAUUGCUCCAUCGCAUGUCGCUGUAAAAAUGGUGGAGAAUGUGACCGAUUCACUGGUGAAUGUAAAUGUCCUCGUGGAUUCAAAGGUUUAUGGGAAUGUACCUUCUACAAAGACUUAUUCACACAUCCAUUCACGAUUAUUUAUCCGCCAUGGUUACAUUCUGGAUGCACCGCACUUCCGGUUUUCAUUCACAACUAUGAAGGCAUUUCCGUAAUUGCCCAGGGCCUAAGUAUUGGUGUAGAUGGUAUUGGACUCCCGAAAGGGUUUGAUAUGCUUGCGGUCCGAUGCCCUCGCUCAGUGCUCAGUAAAUGUGAGAGCAUUUUUUUAGGAGAGGACUGUUCCACACAGUGCGAUAACGGCUUCUAUGGUGAUGACUGUCAUCUGAAAUGUGACUGUAAUGGUGGAAGCUGUCAGCAGAAGACUGGAAAAUGUGUCUGUGGCACUGGAAAAGAAGGCGAUACUUGUUCCGCAGGUAAUGUGCCCUCCUUGAAAAGAAGAUUUAAAGAAAAUCUUCCAGAAAUACUAUUCGUGAUACUUACAGAGUGCAAUCCAGGACAUUUCGGGUUUGGUUGCAGUGAGACGUGUAGUAACUGCACCCAAGAUGGGGUCCCCACGGCAUGCGACGCGAAGACUGGAGCAUGUUUAAAGUCUUCGAAUGCGUCACUGAUAGGGAGCCCGCCUAGCCAUUUGAACGGACUGGACUUCUGCAUUAUUUCCAGGUCAGGAGCGAACUGCCUGCACAGCUGCGAAGAUGGCAAAUGGGGUGAGAACUGUGCCAACAAGUGCACAUGCGCAGAAGGUCACAAGUGUGAUCCCAUAACGGGAAAGUGCAUCUGCGACCAUGGAUACACCGGAGAAAAUUGUGAACAAAAAUGCCCUGAAGGGAAAUGGGGAGUUGAAUGUGCAAAUGACUGUCCGGCAUGCGUCAAUGGUGCCAAAUGUAAUCAUGUAGACGGUACUUGCAGUUGUCCUGCUGGAUACGAAGGACGUCUUUGUAACAGAUUGUGUGUUGCGGGUUUCUGGGGUUUGGGUUGUGCCCGAAACUGUACCUGUGCGUCGGAAUUCAAGCAAUGUGAUCCUCAUACCGGUGAAUGUGCUUGUCCUGCUGGUUGGCAAGGGGAUCGUUGCAAUGUACCAUGCGAAGAUGGCUUCUAUGGUCCGGACUGUAUCAACAAAUGCAAAUGUCGUGGUACCUCGUCAGCGAGUUGUCAUCGAGUCACCGGUGCCUGUCAAUGCCACCCUGGAUUCACUGGGGAAUAUUGCCACGCUUUAUGCCCCAAAGGCUACUAUGGUCUAAGAUGUUCGCGAGAAUGCGGUGACUGUGGAGUAGGCUAUGAAUGUGAUGCAGCCAUCGGUUGCUGUCACGCCGAUCAGCUGAGCUGUGGACAAGCAUUGCUGGAAUUCCAACGGCAGCAAGGUGAGCAUGAAUCGCGUGCUGGUAUCAUCGUGCUCGCUCUGGUCGUCUUCGGUAUAGCAUCGGUCCUUCUCGUCUCAAUGAUGCUUUACUACAGGCGGAAGUACUUCCGUGAAAAGGAACCCGAUGUUCCAACCGUUGUNAGAAUGUUCCAUGCCAUCGACAAUGGCGAGCCAACCGAGUUCAAUAAUCCUCUGUAUUCGAGGCAAUCAGUUUUAGUGGAUCCAGAUAGGGCAGAAUUGACCGCCGAGGAGGAAGCUCUCGAACAGAAAAAACUUCGAGGGCCAUCUCGCAAGGAUCGGACGACGAAAAGCCACGAGCGGGGCUGUAAACUCGUCCAGACUCUUAGCUAUGUAGCAAUUUAA